UUUUUUACCUUUAUUUCCCUGCUCUCACAACAAAGCCCUCCCUCUUUUCCCCCUCCCUGCGCUUGAACGCUCAAAAUGAGUACACCAAGCACCUCGACGGAUUCAAAAUUCCACCAGAAAAAGAGAAAAAGUUCCAUCUCCUCUUCAUCGAAUACAUAGUGACGUUGGAAAUAUUCAUUUCAUUGUUCAUCUUUCCAGUUCAGGAGAUGAUUGAGAAGAAGAUGACAAAAGCUACUACACUGCAAGUUGAUGCACUAAAAGUUGAUGUAAGAACUACAAGAAGAAAAGAGAUACCUCCUCGACCAGAGCAGUUGUUCUGAUCGCAUCAGAAAACUUUUUUUUGCGAAGUCCAUCGAACAGCACGAGUCCGAGGAACGACGUGAAAAAAUACCCAAAAGUUGCGAAACACUGCGCCUGGAACAAAGUACUUGCUUUUAUACAGAACGCUCACGUUGUAUGUAAAGGUAAACAAAGUCAUAUUACACUUCAACUUCUUCAACAAGCAAAAGGCAUCCUGUCCCAUCCUAUCCUAUCCUAUCCUAUCGUAUGCCAAGCAAAGAAACUAGUACAUCAUGAAUUGAAUUUUUUCAAGUUGAUGUUUGUUAAAGUUAAAAACUUCAUGUUGUCAUCUUAGUCGAUCUACUCGAGCCUGAUUCGUCCCGGCAAUGUGGCUUGGCCACAAGUUCGCGGACCCUUGAACCUUGAUCUACAACGACGCACAACUACAGGCGGCCCUCCUCAGGCAACCAGAACAAUCCUCCUCUGCAGCCACGACAUCGACGCAUUGUCCGUCAUUCACCCAGCAUCAGGAUGAUCUUAAGACCACAGGCCAGCAAGCACCACCUUUUUUUCUACAUGAAAAGCAAUGGCCGUCGAGUAUGUGAGAUUAUUUCCUAGCAUACUCGGUUAUUUCGGUUUUUCGAAUUAUACGUGUUCCAAUAUGAUAAUACUUCGUGCCUCUACUUUUUUUCAGGAAAUUUCUCGAGGUUGUGCGUAUCCAACAUCGAUCACUUGCUCUAGUACUAAAACUUUGAGGGCCUAGCCUUAGGAUUAGAUUGUAGAAGUACAAGCACGGCACCGAUCGUUUUUAAUAAGUAGCUACAACAACAACAACAACAACAACAUAACCCACUACAACAACAACAGCAUGACGAUACCGCCAACCGCCUGCUGACUCAGAGACUUGACUGAAGUCCUCUUUACAUUCUGACUCCUUCGAAAUACUGAUCUUAGAAAGUCCUAGGUCCAUCUUAUUAAUAGCUACAAGAAGUACUCCAUUGCAUGGAGAUCAACAAGAUCAACAGAGCAGCUUCACAAGAACAGCUUCUAAUUGUCGGCAUUCGAAAGUUUCCUGGUCGACGUUUGGCGACGCGAAGUUUAGUCAUGGCGGCAAUGCGCUGGUAUAAUUGGUUACUUGUUUUGCUGGUUCCAGUGAUUGGAAAAACGAUACCAGAGCGCUCCUUAAGGCAUUGAAUGAUUGAUACCAGACAAGCGCUCCUUAAGGGAAGUGAUGCAGGAGGUACAUCCGCAAAUGAGGAAGCAGUAACCUAAGCGCUAGAGACACUGAGCUGCGCCGCAAGUAAGUAGGUUGCGCCCCUCUGGAAAAAAGAAGAUAGAAGGAGAGCUUAAACGAAAAUAAGCAUCAAAAGCUUGACCCGAUCACUAUUCCGUCGAUCUUGAGAGACGCCAUCCUCCUGGGAAAUAGGUAUAAAAGGUCAUGCUCUCCAAGGGGAAAACAAAAAGGUAAAUAAUACGGUCUGUACUUCAAGAUUUGGAUGGCGUUCAAGAUUUGGAUAAGGGUGGGCAGUUCUAAGGCACGAAGAUGAAAUCGGAUAUCUGAUAAAAGCAGAGGGAGAAACUACGGGUACGGUAGUAGACACGUACUACAAGUACAACAAGAACUACGUGGUGUACACAAGAACGAACACAGGACCAGGAGAAGCAGUGCCAGAAGUACCUCCAGGAGGCUCAGUUUCGUAUCAAAAAUUAAGGCACCAGAUAUCGACAUCUUGUUCCGUUUCCUUAGAAUUACUUGAAUCUGCUACGAGAGGAUAGCUAUAGGAGAGGAUACUCUGCUGUAGGAACAGAGGAAUAGCUAUCGAGGCUGUGAGCUCUAAUCACCGCUCAUGAUAAGGAAAAGAGGACAUCCACCAAGCCCACAUCGCAUGGACACAAUGAUGAUGCAAAGCCCACAGAUGGACACGACAGUGUUUAUGCAAAGCCCACAGAUGGACACAAUGUUGAUGGCGCUGAUGAUCCUGAUCUUGAUUUUGGUCAACAGCUCUCGUCUUCCACCUCCUCUUCAUCUUCCUCGUCUAGCAAGCUGAACAUCACAACACCUUUAGAACAGGGUGGACUAGUCGUGAAGAAUGGGGUCGUUGUAGAUGAUGGUACAGUAGCAGAGGAAAUUCCAUCAGGAGCACAAUCAUCAACCACGUAUCAUCCAAAGAACCAACAAGUAGGAGAACAAGAACAACAUGACCAAGAACAACAUGAACUAGAACACGAACAGCUGCUGCCAGUACAAGUUCAACACGCUUCAUCGCCACUCAUGGAGGUUGUAGGUGCAAAAGAUUCGUCGCCACUCACGGUAGAUGCAGAUGAGCAAACAUUUCCACCCUCUCUAAGUGCCAUAGAGCAGGACAUGAUUGAGAUUGAGAUGAUGGCCUCAACAUCCGUCCCACAUGAAGAUGAUACUAUUUUUACUAAUGCUGGUGCAGAGAAUGAAAAUGAUACUGGAACGUCAACAUCACAACGUUUUUAUUCUGGUACUAACAAUGCUGCAGAGAAAGAGAAUGAUACUGGAGGAACGUGGUCAGCAUCAUCAAUAAAUUCCAAUGAUCCAUCUCCAGCUUCGGAGUUACAACUGAAUAGCCAGAACAAGCAGCGAAGUUACAACUUGCGCGGGACAGCAAAACUUCAACACCUUCAAUCUCAAGUUGAUGAACAAGUAUUAAAAACGACUGACGAGACUACGAGGUGGAAGACGAGUUCCUUUUUUUAUGGCAAUUAAGAGUAGGAGUAGUUGUACUAGUCCUCGUCGUUAUAGUACCUGAUGAUGAUGUCUUUACAGUAACACUUUGAGCAGAUAAACGACAGGAGUCAGGACUGUUUCGUUUUAAGUACUUGUGCGUAACUAAGUACUUUGAGCAGUCCUCGUUUUUAUACUUGUUGUGCGCUGUAAAAAUUACUACGACUUUGAGGACUACAGAGCUCUGUCCACCACGACCUCUUAAAGCUUCAUUUUGUUGGUCUUGAAUACGAGUUCUUACCUCUCACAACUUUCAUUUUGUUGGUUUUGAAUACGGGUUCUUGGCUACCUCAGACGACGCCGCCAGCGGGAAAGACAAGAACAGCAAUAGUCUCCCCUGUUGUAACAUCGAUGAUAACGAUGAAAGUCAACAUUAUGGAAGACGAAGAUGCCUUUUCUAGGUGGUUGUAGGUGUAUAACAACCUAAUAUCCGACUUACAAGAUUGGGGCUGAUGCACACGCCUCCCGAGGCUUGGUAAGUUACUCAGGAGGUGUGAUGACAUUGUAGUCAGACUAUCUCGCAGCCAACAACAAAGAAAAAACGACUCAAGUCUUAGACCAAUGCUUCAUAGGAGCGGUCAAACACCUCUGAGUUACAGUGCAAACAGCUAAAAGAGGACAACAAUAAUUUUCUUUGUCGGAGACGGGUGAGGAUCUUGUGAACGUACACCAACUGUAGCAAGAAUGGAUCCAAUCUUCUUCCUGGAAUUUUAUCGUCCCGGGGUCAUACAAGAGAUGACCCUGUAAAAUCCGUCAGGCUUAAUCAUUUCAGAGGAAAGAACAAGCAACACGGAAGAUGACAGCAGACAAGAACUGUGGUUGUCAAAAACAAAUAGUGAUAUACCCGGCAAAUUAGCGCUCCUCUAGGAGAUACUCUUUUGCUGGCUGACCUCAUCGGUAGUCACGUGCAACUACAAACGAGGUUCCAUGACAUGACAUUAUCCGACUUCAUUGAUGAAAGAAAUACUGUCUUACCACAUCUCGACGGCCAUCAUGGACGAUAGUAACAGGGACUGGAGCACGAUGCAUCUUAGCAGCUUUGUUUUCCAACUUCAUUUUCAUCUUCUUAGCCAGAGACGUUACUCACGUCGUUAAGCAGUCGGUCUUAUGUAGCUGCCGUGUCUCUACUGGGGUCACCAUGGAGCCCGGCAGUUACUUGUAGCUGCUACGUGGUUCGAAUGAGUGAAUGAAUGCAUUAUUCGUAGCAUUAUAGUUGAUAAUGAUAAUCUACUUCAAUAUAUAUCUUCUAAAAAAGGGGAAUACUGUUUGUUCGCGAUGACAGAAAGGCGGGAAAUCUUCGAGGCAGCGGAGGAACAAGAAGACAACAGCGUCGUACAACUCGAAGAGCAAGAAGAAACACAGAUUUAUGGACUAUGUAUGAGUGGAGUGAAUGAAAUGGAGUUUUCCUGCUCCCAUUUCGCAUCUUCUCACCGCUCUCGUCAGAUCAUCAUAUUUCCAACUACUUCUAGUCGUGUUCAUCUGUGGUCCUCCAUGUACAACGACAUUUAACUACAAGCUAUAAUUUUUUGUUAUUACACGCCGAGCGUUAACGUUUAACAUCAAACUCCUCUACUUCGUUUUUAAUUAAAAGCUUCAGUGCAGGGGUUAGUCUAGUCUACGACCUACAAUCUAGUCCUCUCAUCAUUAUUACACGCCGCGAGUUAUCAUUAUCUGCGAGUUGUUCUUAAGUUCUACAAGAACUACUAGCGCAGCAUGCGCGACCUUUGAACUAGCUGUCGUUAAACGUUAGACGUUUACAAACUUGAACUUCUAACGAGGACAGCUGGGAGUGCGGCAGGUGCGAAGGCGAGUUCUGCUGCUGCUGUUGAAGAAGGGCAAAGUGAAACAUCUGCCAAGAGGAAA
Messenger RNA from Amoebophrya sp. A25, 4894 nucleotides. The record is from the annotation of a GenBank genome assembly. NCBI's taxonomy places the organism in Eukaryota, Dinophyceae, Syndiniales, Amoebophryaceae.